Messenger RNA from Aedes aegypti (yellow fever mosquito), 1857 nucleotides. It is a transcript of the gene senju, whose product is annotated as CMP-sialic acid transporter 1. Lineage: Eukaryota; Metazoa; Arthropoda; Insecta; Diptera; Culicidae. Gene Ontology annotation, molecular function: UDP-galactose transmembrane transporter activity. Gene Ontology annotation, cellular component: Golgi membrane. The record is from RefSeq and is a predicted model, not a curated record. The coding region runs from base 409 to 1539 and encodes 376 amino acids. The transcript is spliced from 4 exons. Gene Ontology annotation, biological process: pyrimidine nucleotide-sugar transmembrane transport.
AGAAGAUACGCUGGCUGAUCCCAAAAGAAAAUAUCCUGCGUUGUGGCCGUUUUUAGUAGCUUCGACCAAUAUGCUGUGAUAGAGGAUCCAAUUUAGUGCGAUUUAUGCUAAUGAUUCUUUGGGCGAAACGCCAGUGUUGAUCAUCUCAGGAAGUGCAGAUAGCGGAAGAUAAGAUUACAACGCAGCCACAAAUUGCCUCGUAAUUCGCGGGAUUCUCAGAAGGAACAUGUUUGAGAAGCGGAAUCCAGAAACUGAUCUACAUCAGCAUCGUCAAACCGUAUGAAGCAAAGACAUCACUCGUUAUUGCUUUUGAUACUCGCUUCCUGAUUGCGACUGGCGAGAGAAGCGUUUAUCAAGACCUAGUUUAAAUAUAGACGAAGCAUUGGAAGAGAAAUACAUCCGACAAAGAUGACGAACUCGCGGAUAAAUUGGGGGGAGCUGUUUCCCAGCAAGAAGAGCGUUUUUAUUUUCAUCACCUAUAUGUCGCUGUUCGUGGGGCAGGGAAUUCUUGUGACUGCUUCCCAACGGGCUGAUAACAGCUACAGCUACAACACAGUACUGGUUGUGCUGUUGACCGAAGUGCUGAAGCUAGUUAUUUCCACAGUGCUUUACUGUCGAGAGCAUUCAAUCAAAUCGCUGGUGGUGAAGGUCAUCGAGGGCCGCGAUGUUCUACUACUGUACUUUGUGCCGGCAUUCCUGUACUGUCUGUACAACAACCUAGCUUUCGUGAAUCUGUCCACCUUCGACCCGACGACGUACUAUCUGCUCCUACAGCUCCGCGUCGUCAUAACCGGAGUGCUGUUCCAGGUGAUCUUCAAGAAAUCUCUAAGUCGGAAGCAAUGGUUCUCACUGUGCUUGCUAACGGUUGGAUGUAUGCUGAAGCAAUGGAACUUUUCUAUUUCGCCAACGGCCACCGAAGACGUGGAUAAGCAGUCAAUCGACGGUACCUUUCGAGGGAAGAACAUAUCCGGAUUUGAUCUCAGCUUCAGCGCCAUUCUGAUUUUGGUACAGACAGUUUGUUCCUGUCUCGCUGGAGUCUACAACGAAUACCUGCUGAAGGGCAAAGGAUCUGACAUCAAUAUCUACGUCCAAAACGUGUUCAUGUAUUUGGACUCGAUCGUUUGCAAUCUAUUGAUAUUGAUGUUCCGCGGAGAACUGGCCGCUGUAGUCACCAAGGAGCACCUACUGGAGGUGUUCCGCUUCGAAGUGCUCGUGAUCAUGAUCAACAAUGCAGCCAUUGGCAUAAUCACCAGCUUCUUCCUGAAGUACAUGAACUCGAUCCUUAAAACGUUCGCCAGUGCGUUGGAACUGAUGUUCACUGCCCUGCUCAGCUAUCUCCUGUUCUCGAUACCCAUCUACGUGAACACCGCUCUGGCGAUAUUCGUUGUGUCCUACGCGAUAUAUCUGUACUCUCUGAACCCCGUAGUUAAUCUGGCUAGCAAAACAGGGGGCAGCAGCCGGGAGAAGGACGAAAGUCGAAAAACCUUGAUGAGCAAAGACGAUGACGAUGACAUUGAACUUCAAAUGGAGGAAGUGUAGACACUUCCUUCCAACAGUAUUUAGCGCAUUAAGCGGGACUUAGUCACCAAAAAUCCACUUUUAUACGAACACUAAUAUCAUCUGUCCUUUCCUUAAAAACCAUUUCAGUUCGUUGUUUAGAUUUAGAUCAUAGGAACCAAGUAUAAGGCACAACUCAACGGUGCCGGCUCCGUCGAGUUGGAACACUACGUAAUCUGUUUUAGCAACUUGUGAAGCACCUUCGAAGGUAAAAGUUAUUUAUGUUGUAUUUUUUAACAUAAUAAAAAAGAUUAAUCACCUUUAUUUUUGCAAGAGAUGUGAUAAAAAUGCAAAAUCGGA